GAGAAAGUGAGCAAGACGGCCAAAAUCAUUUUCGAGGCGCCAACGUUAUUGAUAUCUCCUGACUUCACAUGGUAGAUCAGCCUGGAUCUUGAAACACGUGGUUUGCACAAAAUCCAAUUGUUAUUACCUAAUCAUGGAGGACAUCCCCAAAGACGACUUCAAAUGGUUUGGUGAAGGAUUUGACGGAUUUCCAAAGAAAUUGCCAGAGGAUGUGGUCGAAUACAUGAUCUAUAUCAUCGAUACCAGGCUAUCAGAUGUACAAACAAGAGAACGCUUGCAGUCCUUUCAGCGCUCACUGAAUUCAUUAGAGAAGAAAUUUCUGAAAGAGUACAUCUGGCAGCGGGAGCCAAUCAAGCUCGAGCUCGUUCGUGAAGAGGGCCGAUGGUUGUUGAAGGGAUCUACCAAUUACGGGGAUAGUGUGGCAGAUGAGUGGUUGAUAGUAUGGUUGUUACGCGAAUUGAGUAAGGAAUUUAAGGAUGCAUGGAUACGCAUAUACGAUACCGACGGAGAGUUCCUGCUCAUCGAGGCUGCGAAUGCAUUACCGACCUGGCUCAAUCCAGAAGUUUCCGAGAAUCGAGUUUGGAUAAACAACCAUCGGAUGCUAAUUAUACCACUUUCGAAGGUGCAAAACCCGGGCCCCUUGAAACUAAAAGAUUCGCUAUCGAUCAUCACGGAGACACCUGCAAAACCGCAACACUUUCCAAAGGUGGAGAAAGAAGCAUUCCAUCGUCUCAAAGACUACCCGGCAAGCAUUUCUGAGAAUCAACAUCAUGCGACUCUACCGUUACCAAGAAAGGUCGCACACAUACUGCACAUCAACCCUUCCUACAUUGCGCCAAUAGUGGAAGCUUUCUAUCUUCGAGAUCCCAUAGCCCUUCGCCUACUGCAACCGGACAAAUCCAAAACCUCCCUUAUAUUCUCACCGGAAGACUUUGUCACAGUGAGCGCUCGUUUCACGAAAGUUCUGUACGCGCAAUUACUCGGGCAAACAUGGGGCCCCCCAAAACCAUGGGAUGCCGCAUUGGAUGCCCUGGUCAACAAGAAUGGAGAUGCAUUUCGCGACAAGGCUGAAUUGGGUAUCAAAGUUGCCGCAGGACUGGAAAUGCUGAUCCAGCACAGCAUAUACGCUGAUAAGAAACCCGUUCGCGAAAUUAAGCUUCUGCUUGAGGAUUUGGAAACUGGGGACGACAGCCUCCCGAGUGACAAAGAUAUUGCACAAUGGCCAGUACGUAAUGAUGAUGAGGGCUGGCUUGAUAUCGAUUUUGCAGAGUUCGAGCGCGAACUUGCUGGACGGGGAGGUGCGCCAGGAACUGGUGGUUUCGGUGACAAGCAUGCCCAAGACAACCUCCGGAAAAUGGUCGAGCGGUUUAAUGACUUCAUGAACGAUGAAGAUGCGGGAGUGGAUGGUGCAGGUGGACUAGACCCAAUGGACGUCGAUAACGAUUCCGACGAACCGCGAGGGUGGGACGAUCCAGAAGACAGUGAUUCGCCCAGCGAGGAAAAGGGAAACAAAAACGAUAGUGAUGACGAUGAUGACGAAGAAGAGGAUGACUAUGCUGAAAAAGAGUUUAAAGAAUACGAAGAAGCUCUAGAGAAGUUCAUGGCUCUUUCUUCGGCGGAGAAGUCCGCACUGACAGACGAUGCACGCGAACUUGCCCGUGCUGAAGAAGCCGAGCAAGAAGAAGACGAGGAAAUCCGCAAACUAUCAGAGAUGAUGGAGGCAGAAUUAUUCAGUCACGGAGCAUUAAAACUUGAUGAUGGAAUCGCGAAAGCAGACAAGUCUGCAAAGAAAAUACUCAGCGUCUCGGACCAGAAGGGUAAAGGCAAAGCAAAAGUUGAGAGCGUUCCGGAAGGCCAUGAAGACGAAGAAGACGAGGAUGGGGAAUACCUGGAUGAAGAUUACAAUCUUGCCGAUAAUAUGCUGAAAGCAUUCAAAGGACAGGCCGGUAUGGCAGGCCCGGCUGGCAACCUGAUGGGCAUGAUGGGUAUACAAUUUCCUCCUGAUUUGGAUGACCAAACAAAGGCGAACAAUUCAGGAAGGGCUUAGGACCAACGAGGUAGCACCUCUUCUUCGUUCACUGGCUUGAAAUAGAAUCCUCGAUCUAGCUUAUUAUGUGGUGAUAGAAUAAUUGGCCGAUGAUUAGCUCACUUCAAAUCUAAU
Molecule: messenger RNA, 2161 nt
Organism: Aaosphaeria arxii CBS 175.79
Lineage: Eukaryota; Fungi; Ascomycota; Dothideomycetes; Pleosporales
Product: SGT1-domain-containing protein
Exons: 1
Coding region: 134-2047 (637 amino acids)
Cellular component (GO): nucleus
Source: RefSeq, a predicted model, not a curated record